Dendronephthya gigantea is the source of this 1110-nucleotide messenger RNA. RefSeq lists its product as uncharacterized. The coding region runs from base 1 to 1110 and encodes 369 amino acids. The record is from RefSeq and is a predicted model, not a curated record. NCBI's taxonomy places the organism in Eukaryota, Metazoa, Cnidaria, Anthozoa, Malacalcyonacea, Nephtheidae. The transcript has a single exon. Gene Ontology annotation, molecular function: protein binding.
AUGGACCCAUCUAAAUACUUUCAGAAAGGUAUUGAAAUUUCGUCAACCAGCGAUAUUUCACUGUUGUGUUCCCAAGGCUAUUAUCUGUCUGGCGACGGAUACCUUGCUCUACCAACCAAAGCGCUAGGUUCAGAAUAUAUCGUUUCGUCAUAUGACCUGUAUUUCUAUCAACCCUGGAGUCCUAACAGAGCAAAUGUCGCAGUGAUUUCUGCACACGACGACAACAGGGUGAUUGUUAUUCCCGACAAAAAUGCUUUAAUAUACUAUCGAGGUCUUUGGUAUAAUGGCAGAAAUUCACAAUUAUACAUAAUCCACGUUCUUAACAAACUCGAAGCACUAUACAUCACAGAAAAAUCUGAUCUUUCCGGUACUCUUGUUAUUGCAAGCAAACAAGUGUCAGUAAUAUCUGGUGUGGACACGCCACUUAACCUAGGGGGUGCCGCUUUUUUGGGAGCGUCCCUUCACCCAAUUUCUUCGUGGGGAUAUGAGUACGUGUUAACAACUGUUCGGUCAAUGGACAAAAAUCGCGGGGAUAUCUUCCGAAUCUUUGCCUAUAGAUAUAAUACUGUUGUCACAACAGCCUAUUGGAUUAAGACUUUGUCCCCUGGGACAUAUACAGAGUUAAUUUUAGAAAAGGAUCUUGCUUCGUAUGUUAAUUGUAGUGAGCCAUGUCAGGUAGUUCAAUACAUUCGAGGAGAAAGCGUUGGUAGGAGAUACGCAGAUUCAUCAAUGGUAGUCGUUCCAUCAGUAAACCAGUUCCUCUCCUUUUACCAUGUGGUAAUACCGGGCGGUCUCAGUUAUCAUGAUUCAAUCACUAUAUUUAUUGAAAAGGAAGACAUUAAUGGCUUAUUCUUUAAUGGAGUAAAACUAAACCACUGUCGUUGGGAUAAGAUAAAUGGAACAAACUAUGUAUGGACGGUAAUCAGUUUAUCAGGUCCAAAUACUGUCAAAGUAUAUCACUCGUCCGAGGCAGUGAAGUUUGGCCUCCUUGCAUUUGGAUGGAACAGCGAAGAGUAUUCAGCAGGUCGUUCGUAUGCCUUCUCCGGUGGCUUUGCUUUAAAUAAUAAAUCAGCAGGUAAGGUUCAUUGCACUAAAAAUAUAAUGAGAUGA